This is a messenger RNA of Caenorhabditis auriculariae, 692 nucleotides long. Lineage: Eukaryota; Metazoa; Nematoda; Chromadorea; Rhabditida; Rhabditidae. The record is from the annotation of a GenBank genome assembly.
AUGACUCGCAGUUUGGUCAGUCUCCUCGUUUUAUUACUGGCAGAGAUUCUGAGCAGUAGACAUGGCACGGAGGCGGCGUGCUACCCGACAGGGUCUAACUGCGUUCCGACCUCGCCGUUCAUGACCUCCGUCUCCUGGAAGGACUGUCAGCAGUACUGUAACAAGUGCCGUGGCUACGCCGUGGGAGACUGCGUACGCGUCUUCAACGAGUACUGCAAAGGCAACUUUCAGUGCAAGUUGGUUUUGUUUUCUUUCAUCAAACUUUCAGCCCGCCUCAAGAUUAUCCUUUUUUUGAUUUUUGAGCUAAUUUCGACAAAGGUCAAAGGCAUUCGAGUCUCGUAGUUACCUUGUUGUUUCAAAAAAAACAAAAAAUAUUUAAAGCUAUUAGUUUCGAGAAAGUUUAUUUUCACCUGUUUUUUUAUCAACAAUAGUGAUAGUCAAGAUAGUUUCCAACAAUAGCUACGAAAAAAAUAUAUUGUCUUUUUCGCAAGUUUUUUUGUUUUGAGGGUAAUUUGCAUGUUUCCUUUUUUUCUCAAAUGUUCGAAAAAAAUUGUUCUCAGAAUUAAAUAUCACUUAAGUUUUGUCGUGCGACAUUGUCCUUCCAAAAAAACUAUGAUUUCAGAUGCAAAGGUAACAAGAUUCCGCUGACGAAGAAUCGACUGGAACUGGCAACGUGCCAGCUCGGCCUCUGA